Molecule: messenger RNA, 5858 nt
Organism: Pieris napi
Lineage: Eukaryota; Metazoa; Arthropoda; Insecta; Lepidoptera; Pieridae
Product: ubiquitin carboxyl-terminal hydrolase 2-like
Exons: 15
Coding region: 347-2932 (861 amino acids)
Biological process (GO): protein deubiquitination
Cellular component (GO): cytoplasm
Molecular function (GO): cysteine-type deubiquitinase activity
Source: RefSeq, a predicted model, not a curated record
UUUAUUAAAAGGGACGAAGGACUAAAAUCCUUGAAGAAUUUGAGGCGGAAGUCAAGCAAAUAGGUAGGAUUGCCAAUUCGAGUGACGUCACUCAAAUGGAGCCUGCUUUUCUAAAAUUACAAGAGCGAUCAAGAAAAAUCUAAUACGGACGUUUACGGUCCAUUUUCCAUCAAUUUUACAAAACGAAAGUGCCUGGAGAAGUGUGUGUGUGCUAUAAAUCUAGUUCCACCGAACUGUGAAGAUAGAAUAAAUAUUUUUUUAAAUUUAGUUACAGUUGCGAAGAUUCCUUCAUUUAUUGUCCAAAUGAAAAUGCAAAGACAGCGCCCACCAAGAAUCAAAUAGAAAAAUGCCUGUUGUAUCUCAAUCCCGUUUUACCCCCACAUCCUCCCCCAUUACGGGGUGCCGAUCUUCACUCACGUCCUCUUUAGACAACCCCUACUUCCGCAGUAGUGGAACGUAUGUCACGUCAACUCUACGCCGUAGUUUUGGAGAUCGAACUACCGAAUUUAGAUCUAAAUAUUCAGAAAUCGACGGCAAGAGGGAAAGAAAAACCUCGCUAGUGGAGUAUUCGAGGACAUCCAGAGCACCAAGUGUGACAGACUCGGAUAGUGGGAUUUCGAGAUAUAGGACAGAAAGGAGUGAAUCUAGAUCUAGAGAUGUGUCGACUACGAGGAGCGAAAGUAGCAGAACGAAUGAUGCUAACAGGAAAAAAAGGGACGUCCUCAGCUCGGCGGCUCUUGCCAUGUCGACCGCUGAGCUCUACAACAAAUACUCGCCGGCUAACUAUGUGCCGCUAACACAACGGAUUCAGAAAGAGUACGAGAUAUCAAGAUCUAAGUCUAUUUCGAACGAUAUAGGCCGCCCUCCCGCUUCCGAGUUGAGAAUACGAAAGCCGAGGACAGCCACCAUAUCCGAGAAACCGGAAGGCAGAAGAUACAAAGAAACAUCGCCCACCUACCCACCAAUGUACAGCAAGCGAAACUCUAUGACCAACGGCAUAAAAGAUACCAAUGGAAACGAAGUGCCAUCCGUUUCCGAAAUACGAAAGAGAAUCGACUCAAAAAUGACAGUCACCAAACUACCUGCAAACGAUCCCAAAUAUACCAACAACACGGUGGAGCAAUAUCUUAAUAAGCUCAAAGAUUGCGAAAACGGAACGAGCGGAUAUACAAAAUACAACUCGAAAGACGACCAACCUGUCCCAAUACAUUUGCCGAGCGAAAAGAAUGGCAGAUACGAAUCACCAACAAAACUUUCGGAUAUAACCAUCAGCAAGACUUUAUCUGAACCAGUGUCUUUAGCGAAACCGUCCUUAGACAAAUCCAUCACAUGUACCUCGCUUUCGAAAACCGAUAAGUUGGCCAGUAUCAAGAGUCAACUGGAUCCUAAUAACCCAAUCGGGAAGAUUCUAGAAAGAUCAACGGUUAUACAAACGGAGAAUGGAGACGUAGAAGAUAAGAGAAGUAGCCCUGAAGUUAGGAAUUUGAAGAACGAUAUAGAAAAGCAAGUAAAAACGCCAAAACAUACGUCGAAUUUCGCGUCCUAUAUACAGAUUUCGCAACCGGUGGCUUCAGGGCUUUCCCCGAAAGCAGAUAAGAAGAAGAUUAAGUACAUAGAUACAGAACUGGAAGAAUCGCCGACUGGUUUUGAGAAUAAGACCUUUGAACACGAGAAUUACUUGAAGAAAAGAUCGGAAAAGUUGGAAGAUGGAAUAAACUCUAUGGAAACUAGUACGGAGAGCACGAUCAGUGAGCCCACUGAUUCUAGUUCCGAAACGCCACCCGCCCGAAGGAGGAUCUUGGACAAAGACUAUGAUGAUAUCAAAACGGAGUUGGCUGGGGGUAAAAGUGGACCGAGCGGCCUACGCAGGAGCAGCGAGCCGCAGACAGACCAACUUUCCACUGCUAGUGGUCUCAAUGGUCUCCGCAACAUCGGCAACACCUGUUUCAUGAACAGCGUGUUCCAAUGUCUCUCGAACACUCGCCCACUGCUCGAAUAUGUGUCGGAUGAGAAGUACACGGCCGACAUUAACACCACGCUCAGCUGUAUGAAGGGCGCGUUGAUCAAGGCGUUCGCGAGCGUUAUUAAAGAGCUGUGGCGCAGUGGUGAACGCGAUACCGUCGUGAACACGACGUCGCUCAAGUCGCAGGUUCAACGUUUCGCGCCUCGCUUCAUGGGAUACAGUCAGCAGGAUGCACAGGAGUUUCUACGCUACCUGCUCGAAGGUCUUCACGAAGAUGUGAACCGAGUCACGAUUAAACCCAAACCGAUUUUGACAGAGAUUGACGAAAGUUUGAGCGACGCAGCGAAGGCGGCGGAAGCCUGGAACCGCUACCUCCGCAUGGAGGACAGCCGAGUGGGAGACAUCUUCGUGGGACAACUCAAGUCCACGCUGCGCUGCACUUACUGCAAACACGACAGCGUCACCUUCGACCCCUUCUGGGAUUUGAGUUUGCCAAUUCCGUCUCGCACGGGCACUCUCAAGUUGCAGCAAUGUCUUCAGCACUUUGUCAAAGAGGAAGAGUUGGAUGGAGAUGAGAAGCCGACGUGUUCAAAGUGCGGAGUGAGACGGAAGUGCCUCAAAUGGUUCACGGUCCAGAAGUUCCCGCAGGUCUUGGUGCUGCAUCUGAAGCGUUUCUCCCCCACCGAGCGGUUCCGGGGCAAGCUGAGCGUGGUGGUGGAGUUCCCUCUGACCGGCCUCGACAUGUCUCCUCUCGCGGCCAACAAGACCAGCUCGGCCGUCUACAACCUCUACGCCGUCAGUAACCAUUCGGGCACCACGUACUCCGGCCACUACACGGCGUACUGCAAGCACCCGUACACCGGGGACUGGCACGAGUACAACGACUCCAGAGUGUCCCCGAUAAAGCCCCGCGACGUGGUGUCGUCGGAGGCCUACGUGCUGUUCUACGAGUUGGCCUCCUCCACGUAGCGAACGCCGCCUCCGCCCUAAUGGAGAGCCGCAAAGGCGACGGCGGUCGUCUGUCCUCGAGUCUGCCGUCUGCUGUGAACAGACUAACAUAACACGUGUACCACACGCGACCGAGCUUUUGUGAACGGGCUAGUCCCGGUCGUUCAUACAUUUAGAUCAAUUUCCGCCAAACGACCCGAAGAUUCCGCGCGCGACGGUUUAGCGGACGAACGUCAGUGACCGUGGAAUAGGUUUUUCGUGUGGAAUCGUCGGUGUUUUUAGAUACAUAAUAGUCAUCGUGUGACAGUUCUCAUGUACAAAACGGCUGCCUUAUUAAGUAGCGGAUAGAGAGGGAUGAACAAAUAGUGAUAGAAGUUAGUUGUAAAGGUUGCUCUCCUGACUGCAGUCGACGCAUUAGAAAUGAGGCUUCGGGUCGUAAUUCAUAUUUAUCUGUCUGUCUCGCUCGCACUUACGGGAGAUUGUGCGUAAGAAUUGAAGAGAUGUAUAUCGAUAACGAGAUAAGUACGGUCGAUAUGCUAAAUUAUGUUAAUAGGAAUAAUUUUUCGCUAUCUAAAAUAAAAAAUAAUAAUUUGUAAGAUACAUGUCACCAUUUAAUUUCAUCAAAACCACGUUAGUAAAUAAAUUCUCCGUAGCGUAAAUAAUGCAAUGAGGGUCAUAACAAACAAUCUUAUAUUUAUAGAAAAACAAUAACCCUUACUCGUGACGACCAAUCAGAAGUCGGAGCGCGUGCGCAGCUAAGUAUCGAUAGCGACAUUUAUUGCCCGACGACUCAGUUUAAAAUGCGUCGACUUUAGGAGACGAUUACAUUAGGAAAUAGCCGAACAUAUUGAUUUAGACCUUAUUACCUUUGAGAUUUGAUUGAGAUUUGCAUAAACGCGUCGCGAAAGCGUUUGUCGUGUGUCGUACACGUUCGUCGUGCCUAAUCAUUUAUACGGGGUGUUGCGGAUGUUUCAAAGGUACAUUGAACUAGAAUAGGAUUUUAAUUUGUUAGUUCGGUUAAGGGAGGGUAUUAAAUGCAAAAUAAAUGCUUAUUUAGUGUUUGUAUAAUUGAGUCAGAACUCGAUACGACACGUCACUGGAAUUGUUUUAUGUCGCUUGGAAUACUAAUACGAUGUACCUUUCAAAUAUUAUCGAAACAGCCCGUCCAGUGCUUAUUUAUUAAUUUAGGUUAAAUGUAAAUAUAUCAUCGCGCCGUCAUCAUUGUUUUUGAUAGAAUUUUGCAUUUCUUUGUAUAAACUUGUAUCAAAAACGGCGAUUGCAGUAUUCUACUUACAAAUCAAUGUUAGUAAUUCACCAAAUCAUUUAUCAGUUUUUGGUUAUGUAUACAUUCAAUAUCAGAGUCGGACGUUAAUUGGACGCGCGUCUAAAAUUUGAUAAUGAAAUUUGUGCUCCGUCCAAUUUAUAUUAUAAAUGUUCAUUCACGAGUAAAUUAUUUCUUGAAAAUGGAUUUUAAUUUGAUUUCCGUUCUAGAGAACUAGAUACUAGAGUAUAUCUAUCAACACUCUUAGUAUCGUUUAUUAUUUGAACCUCAAAUAUAUUCAGUAUUUCCGUUUACAAAUACAUUUAGACGCGCGUUUAUGUUGUAACAAUAUAUAAUACGUGAGUUAGGGUCGAAAGCACAUAGUAAUUAUUUUAACGCAAGGAGAGAUUAGAACAAAUUAUUUAUAAAAAUACUUCACGAUUUUGAUAAUUCAAAGGUGCUUCUGGCCAUUAUCAACGGUUAUAAUAUACCUGAAAUAUUAGAAAAACCUGAAUACAAACGGGAUUGUAUUAUAAUAAUUAAAGCAUUUAAAUAUUGUAUAUUGUUACUUGCCUAAUUCAAACCUAUAUAUAUAUAAAAAUAACAUUUAUUGAGUGCCGUUUCAUUAUUAUUAUAGAUUAUAAUAAAAACUUGGAAAAAUGUCAAUGUAUGACGUUGACACUAGCCGCUCGGUUUGCGUUAACGUUAGUAGUGUUUCUCGAAAUCGCAUCACGAUCUUGAAUACUCGUAGUCCUACACUUUUAUGUUACCUUAAUGAUAGUGCGAAAGUGGUUUGAAGAGGUAAAAUUUUAAACCAACGGUUUCCAUCGACCGGCCAUCGGCAAUUGAACUCGACCGGACACGUCCGCUUUUACGCAUCGUGUCCGAAGUCCUUUCUACGAGUGAAAGUUUUUAUAGUUAUAAAAAUUGAGAAAUCAUAAAUUACGUCAUACAGAAUAUAAAUAGGUGAACUGACGCGGCGUCCGAAGCGUCCGAGGCUCGUGGAGUUUGAGUUCGAUGGGCUUUUAUUUGCAAUUAUGUUCAUCUUCGCUACUUGCGUGUGAGACUAUAGCCGGUACGAAAAAAAUCACGAGCGAUUUGAAUGAUGGCCGUUAGUUUAAUAUAAGUCGUCGGUAAGCGCGCCUGCGUGAUUGUUUUUCUGUUCAUUUAUGUUUUAUAAUUCUAUUAAUUGUUGAUCGUUUUAAUGAUUUUGGGGACUUCGAUUGGUAUAAGUUAAGGAUUAAUAUGUUUGUUGUCUUUGCAAAGUUUAUCGUCUUACCCUAGCGCGAGUUUUAUUUUAUUACAUUUUAAUCGUCUCGAAUAUAUCUCAAAAUGGCUGCGGACUUCUUUCUCACCUUUAUUAUUAUUGCACUGAAAUAGAGAAACUGAGAAACUACAUACUAUACAUUUUAAAUGGAUGUUGAAUGUCUUUUUCGUGUCGGUCUUGGUUUAAUCUAUACUUUCGAAGGCCGCGGUUCAUGUAAGAUGAAACUCACGCUAGGGUCCAAAGUUGGGGUCCCCAAAGUUGCAAAAGAAUCUUACUUAGCCAAAGAUUGUUACGAAUGCUGUAUUAAUAAUAAUUUAUUGUUCAUUUUUGAAAUCGCUGGGCUCCGGUCCAUUAUUGUAUAAUACGUAACAGAUUAUAUAGAUAUAUAUUAUUAUUAUAUAAAUGAGUAAAUUAUUUAA